AUGACUGAAAUAGUUAGUUUAGAUCCAUAUUUUGAUGAUGAAGAUGUAAAAGCAUUACCAUCAUGUGAUCCGGCAACUUUACCGUUUUCUUCACUUUCUCAACCAUGUAUUUUAUGUUCGAGAGUAGAAGCAGAAACUAUUCUAAAGACAACGGCUGGUGUUCGACCUGGCAACUUUAUAGUUCGUCCAAGUGCUCAUAUCAAUCAUCCAUAUUCAUUAUCUAUCUUGUCUAAUGAUAAUAAUAUAUAUCAUUUUCAAAUUUGUCAAAUAUCAAAUAAAUACACCUUAGAACCGUUUGAAACAGCUGAUUUAUUAACAAGAGAAAGAUUUUCUUCAUUAUCUUUGUUUCUUGAAUAUUAUUCAACAAAUCCAAUUAAAUUUAACGAUAAUAAUGAUAAAAAACAUUCAAUUAUUUUACAAUUAUAUUCGAUUAUUGAAAUAACACGAUUAUAA
Rotaria sp. Silwood2 is the source of this 453-nucleotide messenger RNA. The record is from the annotation of a GenBank genome assembly. Lineage: Eukaryota; Metazoa; Rotifera; Eurotatoria; Philodinida; Philodinidae.